AUGGCGGACGCUAUCGACCAGCAGCAGUGGAGCAUUAUCCUCGGCGCAGACCUUCUCCAAAAGCCAGACACCGGCGCCGCAGCCACCACCACCACAACGGCAUCAGACGACACCAACAACAGCACCUUGACACAAUGGCUCCUCGCUGGCGAGUACGGCCCUGCCCUCAAGUCCACCGUCGCCUCUGAUAUCUUUGGCACCCAAUUGGCCGAGUCCGACCCUGAAGUCCUCGCCCUCGACUCAUCCCUCGACCUCUCCGCCUUCCUUUCAAAGCGCAUCCAAUCCUACCUCGCGACCACCCCAACAGCAUCCUCUUCCACCUCCUCGGCCGCAUUGGACGUUCUCGCGGUCGGAAUUGCUUCUCUUUACGCAUUUGUCCAGGCUGGAUGGACUGGACCCGAGUUGGGAUUCGAACCCAUCGACCUCUUGCCCGCACACGUCAGAACAAAGUCUAAGGAUUUGGACAAGCAGGCGCUCGACAAACUCUCCGUCGGAGGAGAGGAACUUUAUCACCUCUCGCCCCAGAUUCUGUUCUUGCACUUUGCCAGGAUUCUUUUGGUCGACCAUCUUGAGGAAUUGAAGAAGGAUGCUUUGGUCGGAAAGUCGGCCCCCUGGUGGGCACUCCGCACAUUGUUCUUGCAGCAGCGUACAUUGGAGGGCCCCACGGGUCUGUUGCAGGAGCAGAUGGUUGCUUUGUUGGACGAACUCGAGGCUGUUUUGAACAAGGAGGUUGAGCGUGAGCAGGGAUCAUUGGAGGCCAUUGACAAGAAGGAGGUGUUGACUCGCUUCUGGAUUGAAAAGGGACUAGUGAUGCACUGGUAUACCGAAGACACCAAGGCUUACGAGGCCUUCCAAAAGGCGCAGUCGACGUCAGGAUUCCGAUUCAAGGUGACAGGAGCAUUGGGCAAGCGCACAAAGUUCCAAACAUACGACACCUCGCAGCUGGUGGUCGUUGCCGAGAGCAGUCGCGAGAUGGCCAGCUCCCGGCCCUCGGCCUACAAGUCCAAGGCAGGAUCGGGACCCAAGAACCUCGAGCACAACGACGACACUGUUCUGGAAAAGAUUCAAUUCAGUGAGCUCUCAGAGGAGGACCGUGCACGCCUGGGAGAAUUGGACUUGGACCCCUCCAAGGAAAUCGAGGACCUCAACCCUAUCGACCACGCCCUCUUGCUCGCCUUCUGCCUCAACAUCAAGAACACUAACCCCGCCCAUGGACUCACCGUCGAGCAGAUGUUCCCCUUUGUCACCCGUGUACUCGAGACCCCCAACAACUGGACAGUCUAUACCAUGGCCCUUUUGCUCCGAUCCCGUCUCGAGGCCGACAAGUCCCGCACGGUCGAGCGUGGUGCUCUGCAGUUGCAGGCCUUGGUUGACCAGACAAGGAUCCACGAUGAGACCUCGACGACGCGCGAGCGCAUGCACCACUUUUUCUCGAUCUCCUUGCCAUCCAAGUGGGAGCUGGAGAAGGAGCUGGCGGAGCAGUACAUGUCCUUAGGUGUUAUCCGGUCGGCAAUGGAUAUCUUCGAGCGUCUCGAGUUGUGGGAGGACGUGAUUGCUUGCCACCAGUUCCUGGAUCAGGCCGAAAAGGCCAAGGUUCUGUGCCGCACCCUCCUUGAGAAGAGCCCCAACAACCCCAAGCUCCUCUGCAUUCUCGGCGACUUGGAUCAAGAUCCUGAAAAGUACAAGGAGGCCUGGGAGGCUUCUGGCCAGCGUUUCGCUCGUGCCCAGCGAUCCUUGGGUGCCUACUACUUCAAGCGUGAACAGUUCCAGGAGGCCAUGGGUUGCUACCAGCUCGCCCUCAAGAUCAACCCUCUGUUUGAGAACUCGUGGUACGUCCUUGGAUGCAUUGGAAUGCAGCUCGAGGACUAUGACGUCGCCAUCGAGGCUUUUACUAAAGUCGUCUCAAUCGACCAGUCGAACGGCGAGGCCUGGAACAACAUUGCUGCCGUCCACAUGCGCCGCAAGAACAACCUUGAUGCCCAACACGCCCUCCGCCAGGCCCUCAAGGAGAAGCGCGAGUCGUGGAAGAUCUGGUCCAACUACAUGUACUGCUCGAUGGACGUGGGCGAUUUCACAGAGGCCAUUCGUGCCUUGGGUAUGCUUGUCGAACUGAGAUGGAAGGCCAAGAAGGAUGAUACCACCGAGGAGAUUGUCGACAUUGUGAUCCUCGACAGGAUUGUCCAGGGCCUCACCCGCGACCUCAAGGACCUCUACUCGCGCAGCGUGGCCUUCCAAGAACAGAGGAUCGAGGAACUUUUGCUCGGCAUCACUAACCGUAUCACGACUGACCCCCGGAUCUGGCGGAUCUGCGUCAAGUUCUACUUCUGGAAGAAGGACUUUGUCGAGUGUCUCGAGUGCCAGCUCAAGGCCUACCGGUCCGUCAUCCAUAACCCCAAGAUCGAGACCGACCAAGCUGAGUUUGAAAAGGCGGUCGAGGCGGCGAUCGAGACGGUCGACUGGUACCGGAACCUGGGCCCCAUGACCUACAAUGACGCGCAAGGACAACAGCACGCCGUCGCCAAGGAUUGGGCCUACCGCUCCAAGCAGAUGAUCAAGAGUCUGAUGGCAAGAACUAGAGAUUCCUGGGAGCACCUUCCUGCCUUUGAGAAAUUGCAGGAUACCAUGGAGGAACUCAAGUCUGAAAAGUAG
Molecule: messenger RNA, 2649 nt
Organism: Linnemannia hyalina
Lineage: Eukaryota; Fungi; Mortierellomycota; Mortierellomycetes; Mortierellales; Mortierellaceae
Source: the annotation of a GenBank genome assembly